Molecule: messenger RNA, 1070 nt
Organism: Gamsiella multidivaricata
Lineage: Eukaryota; Fungi; Mortierellomycota; Mortierellomycetes; Mortierellales; Mortierellaceae
Product: glycoside hydrolase superfamily
Exons: 2
Coding region: 143-982 (279 amino acids)
Biological process (GO): carbohydrate metabolic process
Molecular function (GO): hydrolase activity, hydrolyzing O-glycosyl compounds
Source: RefSeq, a predicted model, not a curated record
GCGAUUUCAAUGCAUGAAACACACGCAUGUACUCGCUCGUACCACAUUUCGCUAAUAAUAACUUUGAUGUCUCAUAGUUACCACUCCCAAUGGCACUGUCAUCCCCAACAUAGUCUACCCUCUCAAGCGCGUUUUCUAUGGCAUGGCCUACGUGCCCUUGAACGCCCAGCUCCCAAUCUGCUACAACACCCAACAGACAGUCGACGAUGAACUCCAGCUCUUGGUCCAGACCACCAAACGCGUACGUCUCUACGGCACAGACUGUAACGUGCUGCGCUACACAAUCGAUGCAAUCCAACGUCUCAAACUCGAUCUCCAAGUCGUCGUCGGCAUCUGGAUCGAUAAGGAUAGCACGACUUUUACGCGACAGUCGACCGAGUUCUUUUCAGUAAUGCAGGCUUAUGGCUGGUCCAAUGUCAUUGGUGUCUCUGUUGGAAACGAAGUCAUCUUUGAUGACUAUCAGCCCAUGGAUGUCCUGCUGGCUCAUAUGGCCGAUAUUAGGACCAAAGUGCAUGCGGUUCAACCUAAUAUCCCAGUCUUCACCUCGGAUCUUGAAAGCGCCAACAAGCCCCCCUUGACCAACCACGAGGACAAGGCCGGCGUCAAUUUGCAUCCCUUCUUCUCAGGCGUGCCGGUGGAUACCGCUGCUUCAUGGUUCUGGACGUACUUGAACAGCACCGUCGCACCAGCAGUCAACCAGGGCAACACGAGCCCGAUCGACAUUUGGAUCACUGAAGUUGGCUGGCCCACUUUUCCUGCGAAUGACAACACCAAUGCGUCGAUCCCCUCGAUCCCUAAUCUGCAAACUUUUAUCGAUACAUGGCUCUGCGAUGCAAACACUAAGCAGAUCCCAUACUACUACUUUGAGUUCUUUGAUGCGCCCUGGAAGGUCUGGCCUGGUUCGGCAGUCGAGGGAUUCUGGGGACUCUUGACCAUCGACAAGAAGCUGAAGGUCAAGCUGCCUGACUGCUUGGCCAGCUAGACGAAGGAAUCUCUACUAGGACACUGCUUUCUUUCAUUAUGCAUCUUACACCCAUAUCGUACCCUAAUAAAUAUGCUUCUGCACUGUG